GUCCUGCGCUCCGGUCGGUCCAUCGGUCCUGCGCACCGGCCCGUCCAGCUCCGAAGAGCCGCGGCGCUGCCCCGUGAGUCCCGGCGCCGCCCGAAGCUGGAGGUGCACAGCCCUGCCAUGUGCUGGCCCUAGCUGCCCUCCGAGAGGAUGUCCGGGGUGUCCGAGCCCCCGAGCCGAGUGAAGGUGGGCACACUGCGCCGGCCGGAAGGCCCCCCGGAGCCCGUGGUGGUGGUGCCCGUGGACGUGGAGAAGGAGGACGUUCGCAUCCUCAAGGUCUGUUUCUACAGCAACAGCUUCAACCCUGGCAAGAACUUCAAGCUGGUGAAAUGCACCGUGCACACCCAGAUCCAGGAGGUCAUCGCCUCCAUCCUACUGAGCGGGCGCAUCGGCCCCAACAUCCAGCUGGCCGAGUGCUACGGGCUGCGGCUCAAGCACAUGAAGUCGGACGAGAUCCACUGGCUGCACCCGUACAUGACGGUGGGCGAGGCACAGGACAAGUACGAGUGUCUGCACGUGGAAGCCGAGUGGAGGUAUGACCUUCAGAUCCGCUAUCUGCCCGAGAACUUCCUGGAGAGCCUGAAGGAGGACCGGACCACGCUGCUCUAUUUCUACCAGCAGCUCCGGAACGACUACAUGCAGCGCUACGCCAGCAAGGUGAGCGAGGGCAUGGCGCUGCAGCUUGGCUGUCUGGAGCUCAGACGGUUCUUCAAGGACAUGCCCCACAACGCACUUGACAAAAAGUCCAACUUCGAACUGCUGGAGAAGGAAGUGGGGCUCGACCUGUUUUUCCCCAAACAGAUGCAGGAGAACUUGAAGCCCAAACAGUUCCGAAAGAUGAUCCAGCAGACCUUCCAGCAGUACGCCUCGCUGCGGGAGGAGGAGUGUGUCAUGAAGUUCUUCAACACGCUGGCGGGCUUCGCCAGUAUAGACCAGGAGACCUACCGCUGCGAGCUCAUUCAAGGGUGGAACAUUAUGGUGGACCUGGUCAUCGGCCCCAAAGGCAUCCGCCAGUUGACCAGUCCGGAUGCGAAGCCCACCUGCCUGGCCGAGUUCAAGCAAAUCAAGUCCAUUCGGUCCCUGCCGCUGGAGGACAACCAGGCCUUACUGCAGCUGACCAUCGAGGGGGCCCCCCAGCCCUUGUCCAUCAAGACCUCCUCCCUGGCGGAGGCCGAGAACAUGGCAGACCUCAUAGACGGCUACUGCCGGCUGCAGGGCGACCACCUGGGCCCCCUCAUCGUUCAGCCCCGGAAAGAUGGCGAGAAGCGAAGCAGCCUGCCCCAGAUCCCCAUGCUGAACCUGGAGGCCCGGCGCUCGCAACUGUCGGAGAGCUGCAGCAUAGAGUCGGACAUCUACGCGGAGAUCCCCGACGAGACCCUGCGAAGGUCGGGAGGCCACCAGUACGGUGUUUCCCGAGAGGACGUCGUUCUGAAUCGGAUUCUCGGGGAAGGCUUCUUUGGGGAGGUCUACGAGGGGGUCUACACAAAUCACAAAGGGGAGAAAGUGCAUGUGGCCGUGAAGACCUGUAAGAAGGACUGCACCCAGGACAACAAGGAGAAGUUCAUGAGCGAGGCAGUAAUCAUGAAAAACCUGGACCACCCACACAUCGUCAAGCUCAUCGGCAUCAUCGAGGAAGAGCCCAUCUGGAUCGUGAUGGAGCUGUACGCCCACGGAGAGCUGGGCCACUACCUGGAGAGGAACAAGAGCACCCUGAAGGUGCUCACGCUGGUCCUGUACUCGCUGCAGGUCUGCAAGGCCAUGGCCUACCUGGAGAGCAUCAACUGUGUGCACAGGGACAUCGCUGUCCGGAACAUCCUGGUGGCCUCCCCGGAGUGUGUGAAGCUGGGAGACUUUGGCCUUUCCCGGUACAUUGAAGAUGAGGAGUAUUACAAAGCCUCCGUGACUCGUCUGCCCAUCAAAUGGAUGUCCCCCGAGUCCAUCAACUUCCGCCGCUUUACCACAGCCAGUGACGUCUGGAUGUUUGCCGUGUGUAUGUGGGAGAUCCUGAGCUUCGGGAAGCAGCCCUUCUUCUGGCUGGAGAACAAGGACGUGAUCGGGGUGCUGGAGAAGGGUGACCGGCUGCCCAAGCCUGACCUCUGCCCACCCAUCCUCUACACCCUCAUGACCCGCUGCUGGGACUACGACCCCAGUGAGCGGCCACGCUUCACCGAGCUCGUGUGCAGCCUCAGUGACAUCUACCAGAUGGAGAAGGACAUCGCCAUGGAGCAGGAGAGGAAUGCCCGCUACAGACCCCCCAAAAUCCUGGAGCCCACGGCCUUCCAGGAACCCCCACCCAAGCCCAGCCGACCCAAGUACAGGCCCCCUCCUACGCAGACCAACCUGCUGGCCCCCAAGCUGCAGUUCCAGGUGCCCGAGGGUCUGUGUGCCAGCUCGCCUACGCUCACCAGCCCCAUGGAGUACCCAUCUCCCGUAAACUCAUUGCACACCCCACCUCUCCAUCGACACAAUGUCUUCAAGCGACACAGCAUGCGGGAGGAGGAUUUCUUCCGGCCCAGCAGCAGGGAGGAGGCCCAGCAGCUGUGGGAGGCUGAGAGGCUGAGGCUGCGCCAGGUGCUGGACACACAGCAGAAGCAGAUGGCCGAGGAUUACCGCUGGCUGCGGCAGGAGGAGCGCUCCCUGGACCCCAUGGUCUACAUGAACGAUAAGUCCCCACUGACCCCGGAGAAGGAAGCUGGCUACACGGAGUUCACGGGGCCCCCCCAGAAGCCACCACGGCUGGGCACUCAGAGCAUCCAGCCCACGGCCAACCUGGACCGCACAGACGACCAGGUGUACAUGAACGUUAUGGAGCUGGUGCGCGCCGUGCUGGAGCUCAAGGACGAGCUGGCGCAGCUGCCCCCCGAGAGCUACGUGCUGGUGGUGAAGAACGUGGGCCUGACUCUGCGGAAGCUCAUUGGCAGUGUGGACAGCCUCCUGCCUGCCCUGCCCCCGUCGUCCCGGACAGAGAUCGAGGGGACCCAGAAGCUGCUCAACAAGGAUCUGGCUGAGCUCAUCAACAAGAUGCGGCUGGCGCAGCAGAACGCCGUGACGUCCCUGAGUGCAGAGUGCAAGCGGCAGAUGCUCACGGCCUCCCACACCCUGGCUGUGGACGCCAAGAACCUGCUGGACGCUGUGGACCAGGCCAAGGUUCUGGCCAACCUGGCGCAGCCGCCCCCGGAGUGACCCGCCCGCCCCUCCUGCGCUGCCCCGGCCCCUCCGGAAUCGGGGUCUUGUCAGUGGGGGGACGGCCUUCCUCCUUGGCCACUUUGCACGACCCCCUCCCCACCCUGACCCCUGACGCAGGGCUGUAGAUACCAGAGGACAGAGAUCCCGCCGGCCGCACCCUCAUACCUGCCUGGCCUCUUAAUGGGGGGGUCCUAGGGGUACCCCCAGCAGCCACGAAGGUUUCUGCCAUCCAAACAUGGCUGCCGAUAGGGGGCCAGGCUGUUCUUUCUCUUUCCUUUCAGCCACCAGAGACCCCCAAGGUGGUAGAGGCCAGUAUUGAGGUGGGGGGCGCUGGUGAGUUGAGGGGCAGGCCAGCUCUCUCAUACUGUGUAUAUUGGGGUUAUUUAAUAUUAGCUCAGCCUGGAUAGGCAGCUGGGUGUCCCAGACUGAGGGGACCCCGGACCACUGUCCAGGGACUGGCAGUCAGGAGUCAGGACUCCGGAAGCUGUGAGCAUGGAGGAGGAAGAGAGGGAAGGGGGGGAGGUGCCCUCCUCACCCCCGUGCUCCCCAUCCUGCCCUCCCUCUCUCCCUUUUCUUAUUCCUCCUCCUCUUCCUCCUCUCCUUCCCUGUGUAUGUGGGGAAGACGCUUCUCUUCUUUCUAUUUGCCUUGUGAAUGAAUUAAAACUGUACCAUUUG
This is a messenger RNA of Sorex fumeus (smoky shrew), 3858 nucleotides long. RefSeq names its product protein tyrosine kinase 2 beta (gene PTK2B). Gene Ontology annotation, molecular function: protein tyrosine kinase activity; ATP binding. The transcript is spliced from 31 exons. The coding region runs from base 148 to 3180 and encodes 1010 amino acids. Gene Ontology annotation, cellular component: cytoskeleton; focal adhesion. Gene Ontology annotation, biological process: protein phosphorylation; signal complex assembly. Lineage: Eukaryota; Metazoa; Chordata; Mammalia; Eulipotyphla; Soricidae. The record is from RefSeq and is a predicted model, not a curated record.